AUAAAUAUUGGAGGCAGUGCCGAAGGGACCUUUAGUACGUCGUCGAAUUGCUAGCGAGAAAGAUGAGGUUGAUACUGGCAGCCGCAAUGGUAGCAAGCCUGGGUAUGGUUGCCCAUGGUUGGCCCAGCGGUGCCCCAGACAGUGCCUGUAAUAGCAUGAUUCCCCAGCAUGUCCCCAACCCCAAGCCCGAGCCGAAUGAACACUACAGCAUAUCAUCCAUACAAAAUCCCGAUGGUACUUACACAGUCUCCAUCAUCGCAAAGAACAACGAGGUAUUUAAGGGUUUCAUGGUGAGAGGUUUUGUGGACGGCAGACCAAAUGGAAGUUUCCUGAACCCACCCACGGGAGUUACCUGUGACAAUAUUCCUGUGAGUAAUUGUGCAAUUUGGUACUUUCUGAAUCCGCUUUGUAUUUGCUACGCUAAUCCUGUUUUCCGCGCCACCGUUGUGAAGAAUAGACAGAUGUUCUUCAUGAUAUAGGCCUACCAUCCCUUCACAUCACUUCCGCCGGCUAUAUAACUUUGGCCGGCCAUAUAGCUGCCCUGGUCUUUAUUAUUACUGACACUCUGCCACAAGAAAUUACACUUUCAGCACAGGCAGCUACUUGGAAAAAAAGAAAAACAUUAUGUUGAAUCAGAGUGAAUGCACGUUACUUUUGCAUUUAUUUUAGUUUUGUCAAAGAAAUAAUAAUAAUGAAAUAAAGUUGUGGCAGUCCA
Messenger RNA from Penaeus monodon (black tiger shrimp), 715 nucleotides. RefSeq lists its product as uncharacterized. The coding region runs from base 63 to 479 and encodes 138 amino acids. The transcript has 5 exons. Lineage: Eukaryota; Metazoa; Arthropoda; Malacostraca; Decapoda; Penaeidae. The record is from RefSeq and is a predicted model, not a curated record. Gene Ontology annotation, molecular function: oxidoreductase activity, acting on metal ions.